AUGGGAUCACCCCUUUCACCUAUAGUUGCCAACCUAUACAUAGAAGAAUUCGAGUCAACAGCCAUUCGAUCAUCGCCUCUCCUACCCAAGAUCUGGCUCAGAUAUGUAGAUGAUACAUUCGUCAUUUGGCAACAUGGUAGACACAGCUUAGAAGAUUUUCUCCUUCAUCUCAACUCUCAACACCCCAAAAUCACCUUCACGAUGGAGAAGGAGAAGAAUAACUCCAUACCUUUCUUGGAUGUUUUAGUUACACGUGAACCCAACAACCACCUCUCGCACCAAGUAUACCGCAAACCAACCCACACUGAUAGGUAUCUUCACUUCAAAUCAUUCCACCACCCGUCUAUCCUACAGUCUGUUCCAAGAACAUUGGUCAAGAGGGCACAUUCUAUCAGCGAUGACAACCACCUGCAACGGGAACUGGAUCACAUCAAGUCGACACUCGUAACUAUAAACGGUUAUCCUCCACACAAGAUCAAGACCAAACCAACCUCAUCUCGUCCGAAGGAGCCCACCAAAGCUACGGUUAUCUUGCCUUACCUAGGUCCUACUUCCCACAAACUUCAACGCAUAUUCAGAGCAGCCAAAAAUUGA
This is a messenger RNA of Lytechinus pictus (painted urchin), 594 nucleotides long. RefSeq lists its product as uncharacterized. The record is from RefSeq and is a predicted model, not a curated record. Bases 1 to 594 code for a protein of 197 amino acids. The transcript has a single exon. Lineage: Eukaryota; Metazoa; Echinodermata; Echinoidea; Temnopleuroida; Toxopneustidae.